This is a messenger RNA of Etheostoma spectabile (orangethroat darter), 4152 nucleotides long. It is a transcript of the gene txlna, whose product is annotated as taxilin alpha. Gene Ontology annotation, molecular function: syntaxin binding. The coding region runs from base 242 to 1879 and encodes 545 amino acids. The record is from RefSeq and is a predicted model, not a curated record. Lineage: Eukaryota; Metazoa; Chordata; Actinopteri; Perciformes; Percidae. The transcript is spliced from 11 exons.
AUGAAAACGUGCAUUGUCAUUCGUGUUACUGACCCACGCCGGGCCACACCAUGGAUGCAUCCAUGGGCCACGCAGGUUUGGAUUUUCACCGAUGAUCUGUAGAUGGCGAUGUCGGCGCCGUUGAAAACUACAAGGAAGUAGAAGAAGCCAAAGUUAUGACCGGAAGUCUCCUAUUUCUGCUCAUGCUUUUGAGGAAACAGUUCACAGACGCAUUUACUAUUUCCUCCUUGAGAUACCAGAGAUGAAGAAACAAGACACUGACGAGGCAGCCCCCCAGGGCGGUGAAGAUGCUCCACCUAACGUUAGAGAAGGAGGGAUGGAGUCACCUGCAGCUGCAAAAGACAGCUCAGACAGCAACAGCCCCAAGGAGUCUGAACCACAGACACCACAGACAGACACGCCGCCACAGACAGACACAUCUCCACUAGGCGAGGAGGCGGGUAGUGAAGUUGCAGAGGCAACACUUUCUCGUGACAUGGCUGAGGAGCUGAGCCGGCAGCUGGAGGACAUCCUCAGCACCUACUGUCGGGAAACCAUUUCAGACAAAGCCAGCACCCUGCCCAAUGGCCAGUCGCAUAGCCCGGAGCUCAACGGCCUGACCAAUGAGGGGGAGGACGGCAAGCCAGAGGGCAAAGUCAACGGAGCUGGCAACGGAUUGGAGAAAGAGCAGAAGAAGACUCAGGAUAAGAAGAAACUGAAGGGUCUGGGGAAAGAGAUCACUCUUCUAAUGCAGACUCUGAACACACUGAGCACCCCAGAGGAAAAGCUUACAGGCCUCUGCAGGAAGUAUGCUGAACUGCUGGAAGAGCACCGCAACACCCAGAAGCAGAUGCGAGUGCUGCAGAAGAAGCAGAACCAGGUGGGCCAGGAGAAAGACAACCUUAGGAACGAACACAGCAAGGCCAUCCUGGCUCGCAGCAAGCUGGAGAGUCUCUGCAGGGAGCUACAGAGACACAACCGCACACUCAAGGAGGAGGGGAUUCAAAGAACGCGUCUGGAGGAAGACAAAAGGAAGGAAGUGACCUCCCAUUUCCAGGUGACCCUGAACGACAUCCAGGCUCAGAUGGAGCAGCACAACGAGAGGAAUGCCAGUCUCCGACAAGAGAACACAGAACUGGCUGAGAAACUGAAGAAACUCUAUGAACAGUACAAACUACGAGAAGAGCACAUAGACAAAGUGGUGAAGCACAAAGACCUGCAGCAACAGCUGGUGGACGCCAAGCUGCAACAGGCUCAGGAGCUGCUGAAGGAGUCGGAGGAACGCCACGACCGAGAGAAACACUUUCUGCUGAAAGAAGCAGUGGAGUCUCAAAGGAUGUGUGAGCUGAUGAAGCAGCAGGAAGUUCACCUCAAACAGCAGCUGUCACUGUACACAGAGAAGUUUGAAGAGUUUCAGACCACUCUGUCCAAGAGCAACGAGGUCUUCACCACAUUCAAACAGGAGAUGGAGAAGAUGACUAAAAAGAUCAAGAAGCUGGAGAAGGAGACGGCCAUGUAUCGGUCCAGGUGGGAGAGCAGCAACAAGGCUCUUCUGGAGAUGGCAGAAGAGAAGUCUACGCGGGACCGCGACUUUGAGGCCCUUCAGGGGAAAGUCCAGCGGCUCGAGAAGCUGCGGCGGGCGCUGAAAGUGGAACGCAACGAGCUCAACAAGAAGGUUCAGAACCUCAGCGGUCGGGACAGUGUCACGGCGGAGGCCUCCGCCUCCGACCCAGUGCCCGACUCCCCCUCUCCUCCACCUACAGACUCUUUACUGGAACCCAGCAGCCACCUGGCCCCGGACACCACCCCCUGCUCCCAGUCCUGCCACUGUGACCCAGAACUGGACACAGACACCCUACUAGAGGAGGCAAAGGCUCUGCCCGUCGCUGCACAGGAAUGAAGCGCCGCUGCUCCGUCUCCUCUUCCCCUCCAGCGUAAAGCCACCCAACGAUAAGCCACCAGCCUGCAAGACACUACUCCUCUGCUGGAUGAAGCUGAUUACAUAGCACGGUCAACUUGUGUCCUCCCAGCAUGCUCUGCAGGCUUUAUAAAGGUAGAGCGAAGACUGUGCCUCAUCUGUCGGUCCAUUUACAUGCACACCAUAACACAGUUACAGUGAAUAACUCCAUUAAGGUAAUAGUUUGAUUGAAGCAUUUACAUGGUUUACAAUAACCUAAUUUCCCUCAGUAAUCUGAUAUUCCUGAUUCAUUUAGUGGUUAAUUACCACAGCCAGACUACAGGAAACAUGUUAUUAGCAACACAGAGUUCCAAGUUAAUUCAUAAUUUCAUUUAUUAGUGUAAAAUGACCCCGUUUCUGGUGACGCUACAAAAACGUGUUGCACGUGCUAUUUGUAUAGAAACAUCCAGUCUAAAACCUGCCCUGAAUCAAAACAUUGGAAGAAAUCAGACAUGAGUGAUAUACAUGUCAGAAUAAUUCAACUUAAACCCUAACUUGACCAAGACCACGGCUGCUGUCUGUACUAAUGUAAUUAUUAGUGUGCAUGUAGAUGAACAGACUCCCUCUGUGUCGUGCUGCUUUACUACACAUUCCCUUUUUGAAUUGCAUCAAAAACACAGAACGGCUUAAGAUAAGUUACAAUGCUGCUUGGGAUGACACAAGCUGUGUGUGUGUGUGCGCGUGUGUGUUCUAAAGGCCACUUAUAGUAAUUUAAUGUUUUUCUUUCAAAUGAAGUCUUAACAGGGUUGUGUAUAGCAAGUUGUUUCUUUAGCAAAUCCAAUUAAUAUUCACCUAAAAAUAAGAUAGAAUUCUACGUCAUUAAUUAAGGACCAUUUUAAGGAAAUGUUUCUUUGUUUUCUUGUUUGCAUCACACCGCUUCUUUUGAUUUUUUUUUUGUUUUUUUUGGUUCUGUGUUUAUUGUUUAAAGCAUACUCUAUUGAAAUAUGUAUCUAACGGAACACCACUAUAAAAUAAAUCUGUUUAUUUUUUACUAAUUUAGAUCAUGUGUAAAAGUUUCACUUGUAUGACCAACUUUUCAUUCCUAACCUUUCUGAGUUCAGUUGAUAUAACCUUGUAACGAUGACCACUUGAAACUUUUUUUGUGCAUUGGUAUGUGAAGGAGAAAGGUAUAGUUUUUGGUGAACACCUUUUUUAAAAAUCUUUCAUCAAAAUAUGAUUCCAUACUGUUCGAUAUCGGGAAGAAUCUGCCUCAAGAGCAUGCUCAGACCUCCAUUUUGUUCCAUCCAGAAUCAUCCAAAAGUCAGGGUGAUUCAGACGGAGCACAAGCCAAACAAACUCCUACUGGAACCAGAGCAGAGCAAGGGAGCCUUAGAUGUGACCCAUGCAGGACUAGAAUAUGUGGAGCACACUGGAAAACGGUCGAAGGAGGACAGAAAGCGUUGGAUGUGGAGGACGACCCUGAAGUGUCAAAGCAAGCCGUGUUCAAACGGACGAUGAAGCCGUUUACAGAGCUUGAAAUCGAAAGGAAGGAAUAGGGCAAAAAAGGUGUUCAACAAUAACAGACUAUAACUGGGUGGGUGGGUGGGGGGGUACACACGUGGCUAUGAUUGUCUCCUUCCAGCCCUGGUAAUAGCAGUAGCUUGUAAUCAGGUUUUAACAAGAGAAUGUUCAAGGACCUCUAUGCAACGCUUGCCUCCUGGUUUUAUUCUGUGUCUCAACUGACAAGCAUUAGCUGAGAAUGUAUAGCAUUAUCUCCACUGCCCUGCAUGGAUGUAUUGCAAAAACCAGACAACAUAUCUCACAGCAGAAGUUUAUUUUGCAUAGGUUUGAACCUUGUUAAUUGCCUUUCAAUUGUUGUUUGACAGUGAACUCAAUAUUGUGCAUCUCCCUGAUGCUUUUACAAGGUGCAUUGACUGAGACGAGGGGGAAUAAGUUAUUGGACUUCUGAGUUGUACUUUGACUCUCAAACAUAUCCAUUUCUCUUCAAAUAUUUGUACGUACUACUUGAUAUGUAGCAUUGCUCACAAGGGGUCAAUUUAAAAAAUCAGAAUCAUUUUCAACUUGAAUAGAAACGGCAGACCUAAUUUCUUCCAUUGUCCCACAGGACAGAUUCAUCGUACCUCUGGUCAUGUGGUGGAUGUGAAGGUUCAUUAACCAUAAUAAGGAACCAAAGAUGUUUACUUUUUGUCUUUUGCAGUACUUUUUUCUGGGCCUUGUAUCAUUUGUUUCUUGUUAAAUAAAGAUGUAACAGUGUA